Molecule: messenger RNA, 2321 nt
Organism: Oncorhynchus kisutch (coho salmon)
Lineage: Eukaryota; Metazoa; Chordata; Actinopteri; Salmoniformes; Salmonidae
Exons: 2
Coding region: 543-1535 (330 amino acids)
Source: RefSeq, a predicted model, not a curated record
AUAAGAACUUGACGAAAUGGUGCCGUGCCGCACGAAUUGCCAGAUAUCAUUACUCUUGAAUAAACAGCCUUUACUAUACCGUAUCCGCCUUGUCCAGAAGUCUCGACUUGGUCUCGUUUCUCAUAUAUCUAUUCAUCAACAAAUUGGUAGCAGAGGAUGGUUUAAACCCAUGAAUUCGGUCCAUAGAGAGUUGAUGAGAGAAAAGACAAGUUGACGACAGAUUCAAAGGACGGGCGACCUGUUUACUAGGAGCCAUCGGGGAUUCAACUCGCCUUAGGAAACCUGAUCAAAGAGCUCGACACUAUAAGCACUCUCUACCCAGGUUCACAAGGUGCAGGAGAGAGAACUGCAGGAAGCUCCAGCACCACUGAAGGUAAAAGUUUGGAGACUGAGUAAGGGUAAAGGCACCACCUUGUGUUUGCCUUUCAAUGCCACCACCACCGCUUACCUGCCUUGGAGCCUUUUGGGUCAUGCGCGAAAUAGUCUGGGGCUACCUGCCUGGACAUAUUCCAGUUUUAACUGGUAUAUAACCAAAGGGGGAUAUGGUGAGUGGUCUUGGAAAAACCUGGUGGCAGAAACAGGAUGACUGGUCCAGCUAUUCCAAGGGACGGGCUGUCCUUGCCUGGCGCAAACGGCUUACACUUUCACGCACUGGUUUUCAAAUGAAGCUGAUUGUACGGCCUGGGACCACUAUGGGUUGCCAGGUUUUUACGUUGGCCCCAUAUGUAGAUAGUAGCAGGGCCGAAGUCUAUUUCACACUAUAUAUCUGCUUUACGCCACAACCACAGCCUACUUCUGUGACGGCGCGUGACGAUAUGGCAAAGCCACAUACCCUACCCCAGCACAGGGAUGGGUGGGGUUCUGCUGUUUUAGUGGCCACUACCCCUACCCCGGAUGAGAACAUUCGGGUUGCUACAGGUGUCUCAGGUUUGUCUAACAAUUGGUUAUUAUUGACCGAACAAGCAGCCAAUACAACCCCCACUAGUUGCGUAGUUUGCAUGGGUGCCAGACCAUUGCUCCGCAUUGUCCCGGCCACUGUCGACAUCGGAUGUUUAAUGCCCCGUAUGGACAAAGACAAUCCGACUGGUAAUUGCUCCUUGUGGGAUGCAGUUUACCCUGUGGUCUCCGCUACGGUCAGGGCACCAGUAUUUUCCUCUGAUGUUGCCAGGGCCGAAUUCUCCUGUAUUAACAUGACAGGGGGUAUACUACAUUUAGGUUUGCUCCCUGUGGGUUGGUGUACAAAUACUAUCGUAGUAGUGGGUGGUUUUAAGCCAGUGAUCAGGGCUGACAUCUGGUGGUGGUGUGGGGGACCUCGGCUUUUUGACAGAACUCCCAAUAAUGCUACGGGUACUUGUGCGCUUGUAACACUUCUGCUACCUAUCUCUGUUUACCCUAUAGGUGUGGGUGAUUUGGUGACCCGGAUACAGGCUGUGGACCCACAUUUUCUGCCUACCAGAACCAAGCGGGAAGCAGCCCCGAAUGGUGGGGAUCCCACAUAUAUUGAUGCCAUAGGUGUUCCUAGGGGGGGUCCCUGAUGAGUACAAGCUGGUGGACCAGGUCGCCGCAGGUUUUGAAUCAUCUCUCUGCUGGUGGUGCACUGUGAAUAAAAAUGUUGACCGCAUUAACUAUAUACAUUUCAAUGUCCAAAAAUUAGGUAACUGGACUCAACAAGGUUUUGAGGCCGUACAUGGUCAACUGGCUGCCACCUCCCUUAUGGCUUUUCAAAAUCGCAUUGCCGUUGACAUGUUGCUGGCUGAGAAGGGUGGGAUAUGUUUUAUGUUUGGGGAGCAAUGUUGCACAUUUAUCCCUAAUAACACAGCCUCUGAUGGCAGCCUCACUGUGGCGUUAGAAGGCCUGCGUACCCUUAAUGGUAAAAUGAAAUCCCACUCUGGGGUUGAUACCAGCAUGUGGGACUCCUGGAUGGAUGCAUUUGGUAAAUAUAAGGUCCUGGUCUCUUCUAUUCUGGUCUCUAUCUCUGUGUUUGUCGCUAUAUUAACCCUCUGUGGCUGUUGUUGCAUCCCAUGUGCCCGCUCCCUGCUUUCUCGUGUUAUUACUUCUGCUAUUCCACCAAAUAAUGACCCUGCACUGAUGUUCCCCCUCCUACAACAGGAGGAUCCUCUGGUGGAGUUUGAAACAUGCACAUUUGAGUAGUUGUCACGUCCCUUUCGAGACGUGAAGAGGGGGACUAUAAAUUUGACUUGCUUUUAAUUCAUGUCUCUUAGGAGACGUGAAAAGGGGGAUUUGUAAUGAAGUGCUAUUUCCUAUGCAAAUGACCAGCUUACUGCUAUUGCAUUGCUAUAACUGAGACAACACAUAGCAAC